Messenger RNA from Ipomoea nil (Japanese morning glory), 1114 nucleotides. Its product is annotated as xyloglucan endotransglucosylase/hydrolase protein 31-like. NCBI's taxonomy places the organism in Eukaryota, Viridiplantae, Streptophyta, Magnoliopsida, Solanales, Convolvulaceae. Gene Ontology annotation, biological process: xyloglucan metabolic process; cell wall biogenesis. The coding region runs from base 7 to 951 and encodes 314 amino acids. Gene Ontology annotation, cellular component: apoplast; cell wall. The transcript is spliced from 4 exons. Gene Ontology annotation, molecular function: xyloglucan:xyloglucosyl transferase activity; hydrolase activity, hydrolyzing O-glycosyl compounds. The record is from RefSeq and is a predicted model, not a curated record.
UACUGCAUGUACACUGCUCUCCAUCUUUUCAAUUUCCACCAUUAUUCAACAUAUAUGGAUCUUCAUCAUCAUCUUCUUCUUUCUCUUGCCAUCAUUUUCUUGUUCACUUCAAGCAAUAAUGCUCAAGCUCCACCUUCACCUGGCUACUACCCCAGCACCAAGGUUGGUUCCCUAGGAUUCAACCAGGGUUUUAGGAACCUCUGGGGUCCUGAGCAUCAAUCUCUCGACCAAGGAACAUUGUCAAUCUGGCUUGAUAAAACUCAUGGAGGGAGUGGCUUUAAAUCUCUCAAAUCAUAUGGCUCUGGUUAUAUUGGUGCCUCCAUCAAGCUCCAAGCUGGUUAUACUGCUGGAGUCAUUACAUGUCUCUAUCUUUCGAACAUAGAACAACAUCCAAAAGAGCAUGACGAAAUAGACAUUGAGUUCCUGGGAACGACGCCGGGUAAGCCAUACACCUUGCAGACUAAUGUGUACAUGAAAGGAAGCGGAGAUGGCGGAAACAUUAUCGGACGUGAAGUCAGAUUUAACCUCUGGUUCGACCCCACCCAAGAUUUUCACCAUUAUGCUAUCCUCUGGAAUCCUUCAGAGAUCAUAUUUUUCGUAGACGAUGUGCCAAUCCGAUACUAUCCGAGGAAGAGCGAUGCAACAUUUCCACAAAGAGCAAUGUAUGUGUACGGAUCAAUCUGGGAUGCGUCAUCGUGGGCGACGGAGAAUGGGAAGUACAAGGCUGAUUAUAGAUAUCAACCCUUUAUUGGGAAGUACAAGGAUUUCAAGGUUACUGGUUGCGCGGCCAACACUUCCACCGCAUGCCGACCAAUUCCUGGCUCCCCGACGGGCUCGACCAGGCUAAGCAACCAGCAAAUUGCGGCCAUGGCAUGGGUGCAGAAGAAUCAUAAAGAGUACGACUAUUGUCAGAAUACCAACAGAGACCACACCCAAACACCCGAGUGUUAGAAGCUCUUGAGAUGGGCUACACUUGGGGUUGGGAGGGGGGGUCCUACAACUUGUGAAAUAUGUGUAGAGUUUGUGUGUGUAUGUAUGUAUAUAUAUGGAAAAUGUUAGACAUACUCUAAGGAGUAUAACUCUCGCUAUGUGUGCAUAUUUUAUUCGAUAAAGA